Messenger RNA from Emericellopsis atlantica, 1599 nucleotides. RefSeq lists its product as uncharacterized. The record is from RefSeq and is a predicted model, not a curated record. The coding region runs from base 105 to 1151 and encodes 348 amino acids. The transcript has a single exon. NCBI's taxonomy places the organism in Eukaryota, Fungi, Ascomycota, Sordariomycetes, Hypocreales, Bionectriaceae.
ACUCUCGUUUCCAAGAAUGUGCAGCAAGAGACCCGGCCCUCGCAAAUUGCAGUCUGGUCGACGGUGGCUUAAACGCCAUCAAUAGAGACCCGGAGCAUCAAGCUAUGCUGGCCUUCGAGUAUCCCUUUGAGCAGGACGGGCCCCUCGCCUACGACUGGUGCAGCCUCGCAAGCUGCUUCAAGGAUUUCAAGGUAAUUCCUUCCACUGCACGGCCUUCUGCGACGAGACGAUCGUCUAUUCUAGUGUGGUGCUCAAUCAACAUGGCGGCAAUCUCCGGCGUGUGGGCCAUCAGGAAGCUCCUCAGCGGCCAGCGGCACGACCCCGAACACUGCCCAGGCGUUUCCUUGUUCGACUGGGGAGUGUACGCGUACGAUCUUGGCUCCUUCGUCUUCUGGUGGUACGAGAUUUCCGCAGUGGCUAGAGAUCCCGCGGCCGCGGCGCAGAUCUCGAUCCUGAACUGGAUCAAGACAGUCGGAUAUCUGCUGCUGGUCAACCAGCAUCCGAUCUCUUGCCAACUGCACCAACAUCCCCGCUUGAAGAAGAGCAUAUUCAGUGCCGUGCUCAUAAUUGCAGUCGCGCAGUGGAUAGCAACUUGCUUCGCAGUAGGCACACAGUACGAUGAUAUUCUCCCCACGAAAAGGGCUCCGAAACUUUCUGCAAAGUACGAAUGCCUAGCGUCGCGCAUCGAGGAUGCCCCAGGCACAACUUCCUGCUCAGCUGAUGUGCUGUGCUCGAUGAGUUGGAUGUACAGUGUGGCGGAUUUCCUCGACGAAGAAAGAUCAGCUUUAUUUUAUGCGGGAAUAUUGUUCAUCUGCGUCAGCACUCUUUUCCCACUGUUCAUCUUGGUCAGUUUCCGAGAUGCAAUGCUUGAUAAGCAGUCCUUCACCAUACGACGAGAGACCAUUCUGCAUGUUCCCAGAUGGCUCGCCGGAGGUCUUGCCCUCUACUACGUUCUUGGCAAUAUCGCAAUCGCUAUUCUGGUGCUCGUGGAUAUACAACACAAAUCAGCUUCCAUGGAUCGUGAAGCCCCCCUCACGUACCAUCUUGGAUGCACAGCCUUGCACCUCGCUUUUAGCCCAUGGAGACAGUAUCUUGACAUCAAUGACAAAGGCCGCGCGUUGAGGGUGGCCAAAGGCUGGUUCAACGCAUGAAUCUCAGGAUCCGUUGUGGGCACACGGCAGCUUUCGUUUUUCUCCUUGUUUGCUUAAGUACUUAACGACACGAGAAACUUGGGCGGGUGUGCGACUCGAGUACGUUAUACCGUUCCGCAAUCCAAAUGACCAGAUACGAGCAAUGACCUUGCCAUCCACUACACUUCCCACGGCGUGAAAGGGGCUACUGUUGUCCCUAAGGACGCUUCAGUAGAGUCCAUGAGCGUGAUCUGCAGGGCAGUUCGGGGCAGUCCCGUCCUCGACCCUAGGUGUACAUUGUGAGAGGUGGCGCGCGAGGUCUAGGCCUGGCGUUUGCCGAAGCACUCGUCGAGGCUGGGGCAAAGGAUGCGUUCAUCCACAUUUCACUUGAGCAACUUCAUGACGGGGAACAACUUGGUCGUCAACGGCGGCCACACGGCGUGGUGACCUGUUGACGCCAUUGUGAUGC